Naegleria fowleri is the source of this 1437-nucleotide messenger RNA. RefSeq lists its product as uncharacterized. Gene Ontology annotation, molecular function: transcription coregulator activity. Gene Ontology annotation, cellular component: core mediator complex; mediator complex. The transcript has 4 exons. Gene Ontology annotation, biological process: regulation of transcription by RNA polymerase II. The coding region runs from base 1 to 1437 and encodes 478 amino acids. The record is from RefSeq and is a predicted model, not a curated record. Lineage: Eukaryota; Heterolobosea; Eutetramitea; Acrasida; Naegleriidae.
AUGAUCGCAACAGCGUCGUCCGAAGCAUCAUCAGCAAACGAAGGUGGAUCAUCAUCAUCAUUGGAAAUUAAUUUAGACGCCUACGAAGAGUAUCGGAUUCAAUCUUACGAUAUCAAUGGAAAUGAAACUCGUGUUCCAAACUUGGGAGCAGAAGAAAACUUUGCUCGGAUCAUUCAUAGCAAAUUUGAUUUUCUGCCUACUCUCAAACAGCGACAAUUAGAGUCUAUUCGUGUAGAUGAUACUCAAACAUUGCCUCCUCCACAGAUAAGGGCUAUACAAGAUAUGGAAUGGGAAAAAACUGUGUACAAACUUAGAGGAGCAAUACAUGAAAUACAAUAUAUUACCGAUAUUUCUAGGAUGAUGAAGGAAGCUUCCGAAGAACAAGAUAAAAAUGAAUCUAGAGCCCAAUUAAUUGAAACUGUGCACGCUCACAGAUCUUUUAAUGAAGAUUUGAAAACGAGCGAAAAGGCUGGAGAGUUAUUUCCAAGUAGAAUCGAACAACUUGUAAAUACUCAUGGUAUUUUGAAAACUGGGAAAGAUCAACUAAGCAAGAGAGUGACACAAACAGCAUCUUUUUAUCAACAGCUUUUCCAAUUACAAAAAAAGUGGAAAUUGAAGAGCUUUGACACUCAAAGCACUAAUACCAUUAUUUUAGACCUUGCUUUUAAUUUUCCAGCCAUAAAACUGUAUGAAUACAUUCCUGUAAAGAUUAUUAGAAAGAAGAACACAAAUCAGAUUGAUGCCAUCAUUCCUGCAAUUGCUACCUACGGUAAAAGAGUCUUGCUGUCAUCUGUUAUUUUAAAACAUUACCCUGAAACCCUAAAGACUAUUGACCAUGUUCUUGACAGAGCACAGCAAUCUAUAUUCUAUUUAGAAUUAUUUGAUAUGCUUGUAAAUUGUGUGACGUCAAAAACGAAAGCUGAGUUUCCUGUCAUGGAGCUCACAGAGCUAGAGAUUAAGAUACAAAUUUCAGGAAAUUCAGUGUUAGUUGUUUCUUUAGUAGAAUCUCAGACAUCGCCUUUCUGGGAAAUUCAGACAAGGAUGGUAAAUGUUUCACCAUCUGCUUCACAAUAUGUGUCACAUGAAGUUGUUGAUACCCUUCUUCAAGACGCCCUUAUUCAAAUUCAUGAUCUUGUCAGAAACAAUUCUCUAACCUUGGAAAAAUCGACGAUUAUUUUUGAAAAUGUGUUUAAGUACUUGAGGCAUAAAUUACUUUGUGCUCGAAUCGAAACAUGUCUUAGAGAGGAUAUUGACUCUUUCUCGAUUUCUCCAGAAUUGAAUCUAAUUCUCUUCAAGUAUCCUGAAACAUCAAUCUAUGAUAUUCGUAUGCAAAACAACAUCUUCAAGAUUCAUCUCAAGCAAAACCAUAUUUAUUUGCAAUCCAAACGUUUCAAUUCGGUGAAAGAAUUGAUAUGCUAUUUGGAUUUAAUUCAGUAG